AUGUCGACUACUGUACGCGCACCGCGAGAACGGCAAUUUCACGUUGUACCUGUGCCGGGAGUGUUUACACGAGGACGAUGGAAGUGUCGUGAUUAUCGCGAUGACGAUCAUUCAGAACGUGAUCACAUAUUGGAUUUCACAGAAGCCCGAGAACGAGAGGUAACGACUGGUACAGAAAAUGCGGCCGAGAAAGCACCUUCGAAUGAGCGUACCGCGGAAUCGAAAUCUGCCCACGAUGUGAAGGAAUCUUCCACCAUUGUGGUUACCUCCAUUGCCCCAGCCCCAGUAACGCCACAACGUGCUAAUACGCCUCGUGAAGCCACCGAGCGAGCUAUGCGUGAUUUGGAACGAGGACAUCAGGCCAAGAUCCUUUCCUUGGACAAUGACGCUGUACCUCCUGCAUUGCCCAAAAUGCCAGGAGCCGAAGGCUCUACCACACCAGCAGACGAGGAACAUCCACUUCCAGGCAAUGGCGCCACGCUACCAACUCCAAACGUGGUCGCCAUUGACAAUAAAAUCGAACAAGCAAUGGAUCUGGUAAAAACCCAUCUAACAUUUGCCGUUCGAGAAGAGGUGGAGGUGCUACGGCAAACGAUUGUCGAACUUGAACAGCGGGUUGCAUCGUUGGAAAGCGAAAAUCAACUUCUACGACAGUAUGCACCAGCAGACGUCCUGUCCAAUAUCAGUACAUUAGUUCAGCAAAGGAAACUUGCCAGUGCCGCUGCACCACCAGCGCAAAAUCCACCCGCUGCUGCUCCCCCGAAGAAAUAACGCCGGUUUGUUUUUACACGAGAAUGUAUUUUCGAGAAAUUGUCUGACUCUUAGUUAAAGUUUUGCGUGUAUCUCUUUUUCCUUGCUUUUUAUACAUUUUCCAACAUUUUUUUCUGCAGAGCUAUUCCUCCCUUGUAUCUAUGUAUCAAGAUGCCUAUGCCAACGUUGGUGAAAUACUUUACCGCAAUUUUACUCCUGAUCUUUUUGUUUGAUUACAAAGCGCUU
Cylicocyclus nassatus is the source of this 996-nucleotide messenger RNA. NCBI's taxonomy places the organism in Eukaryota, Metazoa, Nematoda, Chromadorea, Rhabditida, Strongylidae. The record is from the annotation of a GenBank genome assembly.